Messenger RNA from Tribolium madens (black flour beetle), 1632 nucleotides. RefSeq names its product trypsin-3. The transcript has 6 exons. The record is from RefSeq and is a predicted model, not a curated record. Lineage: Eukaryota; Metazoa; Arthropoda; Insecta; Coleoptera; Tenebrionidae. Gene Ontology annotation, molecular function: serine-type endopeptidase activity. The coding region runs from base 232 to 1536 and encodes 434 amino acids. Gene Ontology annotation, biological process: proteolysis.
GUCAACUGACUCGGAAUUAGUUUGGUUUGCUCGGUAUCGAAAGCAGCCGGCUCUUGGCCAAGUCGUGCUUUUUAAUACAUCACGUCAAAAUCACAAUGAAUUGCAAGGAAAAAAAAUCCGCUCUAUCUCCCACACAAUAAAUAAAUUUAUUUUUGUUUCCGUUUAAGUGAAUGUGAAUCCAGUGCCAUGCAAUUAUUAUGAACACCGAAAGUGAGAUUUCCGAAAUUUAAAAUGCGCCUCCAGUUUUUUAUUCUUCUUCUUCUUCAUGUCAUGUGUCUUCAGUUUUGCACUGCUGACAAUAAGACUCAUCACGACCUCCAAAAUUCCGAAACGCUCUACUCGUCUUGGUCCCCAUGGAGCCGCUGCAUCGAAUGCAUUCAGAGGAGAAUCAAAAAAUGUAUUUCUCCCAAAUGCGAGGAUUCCCGAAUUUACGAAGAAAAACCAUGUGGGAAGAAACGAUGCAAGAGGAAAGCGCGCCAGAAAAAUCAAUUCCGCGUCCUACAAUUGAACGAAGAUAGUAGCCAUUUGUUGCGUCAAGCGCCGUCUCGCAUUUGGAGCAAAUGGUCGAACUGGUCGCCCUGCUCGGAGGAUUGCAGGACGCAGAGGAUCAGGAUUUGCAGGAAGCCGGGACGUUGCAGGAAAAAACAGCAGGAGCAGACGGCGUAUUGCUAUCACGAUAAUUCGAUGUGUGAAAAUUACGUUUUGAACUUGUUGGAUGAUAAAGACAAGUAUGAAACCAACCGCUACUACCACUAUGACAACUUCGACCGCCGCCUCUCCCACCGCCGCCGCCUCGCCGGCCGCUGUGGCCAACCUUUCCGCAAAUCGCGAAUGCUGAAAAUCAUCGGGGGCACCGAAUCGAAGAAGUACAAGUGGCCUUGGCACGUUGCCAUUUUGAACAAAUACUACGAAGUGUUCUGCGGAGGCACACUCAUAGGCCCACGUUGGGUUCUCACCGCUAGUCAUUGUAUACGUCCUAUUUUACGCGUAAGACUGAACGAACAUGACCUAAGGGCUCGAGAUGGACGCGAGCUCGAAAUGACUGUUUACACGAUUUUCCAGCAUCCCAAAUUUAACCACAAAACAGUGGAUAAUGAUAUUGCCCUGCUGCAACUACCAAGGAGUGUUAAUCUCCCCAUCGCUUGCUUGCCCAAGACUAGACCCAGGCCCACGGAAAUUUGCUCGGUGAUGGGCUGGGGCAAAAUCAGGACCAGCGAUACCUAUGGCACGCACACACUGCAUGAAGCGAAGCUUCCUAUUGUGCCACCAAAUGUUUGUCGCCGUUCCUACCGCCACUUCCUCAUCACGCCCAACAUGCUUUGCGCCGGUUGGCCCUCUGGUGAGGCCGACACUUGCGCCGGAGACAGUGGUGGAGGUCUCAUGUGCCCCUUCAAGCGCCGAUCAAAACUCGCUUACAGCGUUCAAGGCAUCACAAGUUUUGGGGAUGGCUGUGGUUUGAAAAACAAGUACGGCAUUUACACUACAGUGUUUAACUACCUAAAGUGGAUUUACUACGUGAUGGACCAUUAUUCUUAACUCACGAAAAUUCAGUAUUCGCAAAUUUAACACUUUUAUAGCUAUUUUUGACAUUAACAGAGACUUAACUGAAGCAAUAAAUUUUAUUUGUAAAAA